CCAAGCCGCCCUCCGGGUCACUGUGCUCUUCCGGUCCCAGAAGCCCCCGCGGCGGAAGUCGUCAUCUUGGGUCUGCACCCCACGCCGUCCGUCCUCCAGAAAGCUCGCCAUGGCGAUGGGUCCAGGUGGAGGUAGCAGCGGCGUCCCCGAGCAGGAAGACUCGGUGCUGUUCCGGCGCGGCACAGGCCAGAGUGAUGAUUCUGACAUUUGGGAUGAUACAGCAUUGAUUAAAGCUUAUGAUAAGGCUGUGGCUUCCUUUAAGCAUGCUCUAAAGAAUGGUGACAUUUGUGAAACUUCAGAUAAGCCAAAGGGCACACCCAGGCGAAAACCUGUUAAGAAGAAUAAAAGCCAGAAGAAGAAUACUACAACUCCCGUGAAACAGUGGAAAGUUGGUGAUAAGUGUUCUGCCAUUUGGUCAGAAGAUGGCUGUAUUUAUCCAGCUACCAUUGCUUCAGUUGAUUUUAAGAGAGAAACCUGUAUUGUGAUUUACACUGGAUAUGGAAAUAGAGAGGAGCAAAAUCUGUCUGAUCUGCUUUCCCCAACCUCUGAAGUAGCUAAUAAUAUAGAACAGAAUACUCAGGAGAAUGAAAAUGAAAGUCAAGUUUCAACAGAUGAAAGUGAAAACUCCUCUAGGUCUCCUGGAAAUAAACCAAAUAACAUCAAGUCAAAAGCAACUCCAUGGGACUGUUUUCUCCCUCCACCACCCCCAAUGCCAGGGUCAGGAUUGGGACCAGGAAAGCCAGGUCUAAAAUUCAGUGGCCCACCACCACCACCUCCACCACCCCACUUCCUAUCAUGUUGGCUACCUCCAUUUCCUUCUGGACCACCAAUAAUUCCCCCACCACCUCCUAUAUGUCCAGAUUCUGAUGAUGCUGAUGCUUUGGGAAGCAUGUUAAUCUCUUGGUAUAUGAGUGGCUAUCAUACUGGCUAUUAUAUGGGUUUCAGACAAAAUCAAAAAGAAGGGAGAUGCUCACAUUUCAAUUAAGGAGUCUAUUUCCCAUUUUGCAGGGAAUAUUGGAAAUAGAAUGAUAAAUUCAAAGACAUUAAUGAAGACACUGUGAAACAGGUUUUAGAAUAUGCAGUGUUACAGAAGAUAAUUGGUUUUGUUUCUUCAAAAUAUCAGAAAGAAAAAAAGGAGAUGGUUUGGGUAACUAUUCUUGAUUAAAAGUUACAUAAGAGACAUAACAAACCAAUGUAAUGUGAAAUCUCUUCUGGUACUAGUGAUUAAAACCUGUGCAAGCCAAGCACCCACUGUACUACUGUACUAGUUCCCAGUGUUAAUAGCCUUGACAGACUCUGAUAAGGAAAGCCAUUUGUAAAAACCUUGAGUUGGGGGCAUUGAGGAAAUUUUUAAUAUGGAUUGGAUUUUAAAUAUUAGAUCAUUUCUGAUUUUGUGAGUUAUAAUAAAACUUGUUUAUAGAGUAAAUUUUUAAAUUAGUACACUGAAGCAUUCCAGAAUGAAAUAUUAUAAUGGCUCUAAAAUAUUUUUAAAUGGUUUCACCAAGUAUGUUUGUGUAUGAAGUGUACAUGGAAAAUGUUAAUCUAACUAGUAUGUAUAUGAAUAUUCACUGUACUAUUUUCCUAUUUUUUGUAUGUUUAAAAGUAUAUAAUAAAUAUAUUUAAUUUUUUUAAA
Molecule: messenger RNA, 1633 nt
Organism: Ictidomys tridecemlineatus (thirteen-lined ground squirrel)
Lineage: Eukaryota; Metazoa; Chordata; Mammalia; Rodentia; Sciuridae
Gene: Smn1
Product: survival of motor neuron 1, telomeric
Biological process (GO): mRNA processing
Cellular component (GO): cytoplasm; nucleus
Molecular function (GO): RNA binding
Source: RefSeq, a predicted model, not a curated record